Molecule: messenger RNA, 1196 nt
Organism: Hypoxylon trugodes
Lineage: Eukaryota; Fungi; Ascomycota; Sordariomycetes; Xylariales; Hypoxylaceae
Exons: 5
Coding region: 170-976 (268 amino acids)
Biological process (GO): mycotoxin biosynthetic process
Source: RefSeq, a predicted model, not a curated record
ACCUUUGUGCUACCGCCGAAACAUACCGAGCUAAAUACCUGUGUUACCCUCAGCCAUUAGAGGGAGUUGUCGUUUCCUAUCUUCGCCCUUUGGUGUCCAACUAGGUAGGUAGCUCGUAUUGCCAACUUAUCAUUAAAGCCCUACGACAAGGUCACUUAUUGACGUAAACAUGGGCGAACUUUCCGAGGAAUCCCUCAGUCCCUUACUUGCUGCACACACAGACGAGGAAAUCAGAAAGGAUAAGGCCGCAGCAAUUUCAUUCCGCGAGAUAGGGAGAUCGUCUUACAGAAAUUUACUCCCAAUCAGCAUUUUACUAUGCCUACUAUACGUUGUAGUUGGAUUAACGUUUGUCAUCCUCAACUCGGGCCAAUGCAAACACCCUAAACAAGAAACCAGUCGUCUCUCGAUUCUGAGAGAUGUCUUGCAGUUUGAAGAACGAAAGGAGUGGGUCCCGCCCCAAUAUCCAUGGAACCAACCACCUUCCACUGUGCUGGACUCGGCAUGGGAAGAUCUACUAUAUGCUCUGAACAUACGCGUCUCCGGGGACGAAAUGAGUAAACUUGAACUCAACGUUACCAAUAGAGUUCAAGUCGAUCAUGGUGAUUAUUUCGCUGCUUUAGGUGUCUUCCAUUAUCUCCAUUGCCUCAAUAAUCUCCGCAAGGUGGUUCAUUGGGAUCACUAUGGGCCACAGAUUAUGAGUUCCGGCAAUGAGGAGGCAUUUGGCAAAGAGCAUUCUGAUCACUGUAUCAGUGUGCUUCGGCAGGCAUUAAUGUGCCAUGCAAACGUACAGGUCAACACAGCGGAGUGGGUAGACGAGAACAACUUUUUGGGAGGAAAGGAGUUGAGGUUAGAUCCUACAACGAAUUGCGUUAAAUGGGACACCUUGGAUGGGUGGGCGCGCGCGAGAGCGCUGAAAUCCGGAAAGUUUAGUUUCAGGCCUGGACCAUUUUACAGGGCUGGCACUGGUGAUAAGUGAGCGAAUAACAAGGUGUUGGUGCUAGAUAAUGCAUACGAGGGGUGUAGCCGCAGUAUCCGGGUUGGAAGUGGCAGAGAGGGGAGGAAUCCAUUUCAUUCAUGUUGUGACACAGUACGUGGAAAUUUGUGUAACGAUCAGACUGCAAGGUAGGCCUUUAUUUGUACAUUAAUCCAAAAUACGGCUUCGCGCAGCCCCGCGCUCUAUAAAUAACUGAUUUGGG